AUGAGAGUGCCACUGCUGCUGGCCCUUUUCACCUUGAUCGCCGCCGUUUGGGCAGGUGGCUAUCAGGGCGUAUUGGAACGAGUUAUGCUCUAUUAUGCAUACGAGAUUGAUCAGCUUAAUCCAGAGGGCGACCGCACCAUCGGCUUCUGGUGCGGACAGGAAGUCAACGACGCGGGCAUAUGCCCAGAUGAAGAUGGAUGGAAGCCCCCUCUAGGGCACAAUCCGCCCAACUCUAGAUCCAACUUCAACCAGCUCGUUGGCCCCCUAAGCAGAUUGAGAGGCGACGGCCAGCAAUCUUUCGCCAGGGACGCCGGCGGCAACCCUUUGCCGUUCAACGAUGGCAUCACUGGGCUUGAUAUAGAGCAGACGGCUCACAACCUUUACCAUGAAAUUACCAGCGCUCCCGGACGUAGAGUCCGUAACACGCCCGCAUACAAAAUGAGAAAGGUCACCACGAACAGUUAUGUCAAAUUUCUUAGUGGUCUGGGCAAAUUCGUCCAACAAACGGCCGAUAAGAACGACAAUUUCGAUAACCACCGCGAUCUUUUCAAGGGCUUUCAACGAGCCAAUCAGCUCGUGCUUGAAGCCCGCAUGGGAGACCACGGGCAGCGCCAAAUCCAGAAUAUUCAAAAUAGGCUCGCGGGUACCGGCAUUAAUGUCAAAACCAAGACUGUGGGUGGAGGCACCAACCCCGUCCACUGGCGGUGCUUGGGACGUGGUUGA
Molecule: messenger RNA, 723 nt
Organism: Pestalotiopsis fici W106-1
Lineage: Eukaryota; Fungi; Ascomycota; Sordariomycetes; Amphisphaeriales; Sporocadaceae
Exons: 1
Coding region: 1-723 (240 amino acids)
Source: RefSeq, a predicted model, not a curated record